AUGGCAGCUCGAGCAUCCACCCGCAUCUCCAUCGCCUGGUCCGGCGCCGCCCCUGUCGAGGAUACCGAUACCCUCGUCCUCACUAUCGGCGGCUACUCGCUCGACUUGCGCGUGUUCAUCUCUGGCCCAGACAAGGAUAACAUAGACUGGGCGACAGUCGCGAAAGUCGCCGAGCUUCCCGAGUCGACGGCAGAGAAUCCGCAAUUGAGAUGGGACCACAUCAUCGACUCUCGUCCCCCUUCCUCCCUCCCCGACCAAGGAACGUUCCAAACCCUCCCCUCGGGGGAUGUAGAAGAAAGAGGGAUCAUGUUCAACCCCAAAACGGGACUCAACGAAGACUAUAUUGAGACUUGGCGGCGGUUUGCCCAGCCGGCUGCCGCCGGGUACUUUGUGCUUGAAAGGGAAGCGGACGGAGAAGAGGGGGUAUGGUUUCUAGGGAGGACAGGAGAUAGGGCACUGGGUCUUGGGAAAGUCGGAGACGAGUUCUGGGGCUGGAGAGAUGAGUUGAAGGACGGUGCCUGGACCCGGCUUUACACGUUUGGUCCUUCCGACAAGCUUCAACACCUCCUUCCUGCUCUUCCUAUUGAAAUUCCAGAGUCUUGGAAGAAAGGCGUACCAGUUACGCUAGGUGAAAGUGGAUGGAUAGUGCGCGAAGUUGGGAAAAUAUAG
This is a messenger RNA of Cryptococcus amylolentus CBS 6039, 669 nucleotides long. RefSeq lists its product as hypothetical. The transcript has 2 exons. Lineage: Eukaryota; Fungi; Basidiomycota; Tremellomycetes; Tremellales; Cryptococcaceae. The record is from RefSeq and is a predicted model, not a curated record. The coding region runs from base 1 to 669 and encodes 222 amino acids.